AUGGUUCGCAUCUCCGUACUCAACGACUGUUUGAACAAUAUCGUCAAUGCCGAACGCCGUGGCAAGCGGCAGGUGCUCAUCCGGCCGUCGUCCAAGGUAGUGGUCAAGUUUCUCAGCGUCAUGCAGAGACAUGGCUACAUCGGUGAAUUCGAGAUCAUCGAUGACCAUCGCUCUGGCAAAAUUGUGAUCCAACUUAAUGGACGGCUGAACAAGACGGGUGUGAUCUCUCCCCGGUACAACGUGAAGCACAACGAGAUUGAGAGCUGGGUCAAUUUGUUGUUGCCUGCUCGUGGGUUUGGAAUCAUCAUUCUCACCACGUCUGGUGGUAUUAUGGACCACGAAGAGGCGCGUCGCAAAAAUAUUGGUGGAAAGCUCUUGGGAUAUGUGUACUAG
Messenger RNA from Guyanagaster necrorhizus, 393 nucleotides. Its product is annotated as ribosomal protein S8. Gene Ontology annotation, biological process: translation. Gene Ontology annotation, molecular function: structural constituent of ribosome. The coding region runs from base 1 to 393 and encodes 130 amino acids. The transcript is spliced from 4 exons. The record is from RefSeq and is a predicted model, not a curated record. NCBI's taxonomy places the organism in Eukaryota, Fungi, Basidiomycota, Agaricomycetes, Agaricales, Physalacriaceae. Gene Ontology annotation, cellular component: ribosome.